Molecule: messenger RNA, 789 nt
Organism: Neospora caninum
Lineage: Eukaryota; Apicomplexa; Conoidasida; Eucoccidiorida; Sarcocystidae
Exons: 2
Coding region: 1-789 (262 amino acids)
Source: RefSeq, a predicted model, not a curated record
AUGAGUAAACUCAGUGCGUUCUUCGAAAAGAAAAAGAAGAAGUCCCUCAAGACUUCCACCCCUGCAGGUCUCGGAGAGAAACCCAAGAAAGAGGAUGAGUCCGUGCUCGUGGUGGAGGAGGCAGACUCCUCGGAGUGGGUUGUCGAGGACCAAGCGAAGCCUGCUUCCCCGCAGGAUGAAGCCCUCGCAACUUGGCUGAAAGUGAGCGUCGUCGACGCAGCCUCGGUCCGGAAGAAGGAACCGGAGAAGACGUGGCACACGGCGGUUUCCGGAGACGACCUCCGCGGCGAGGAGAGGCGCGACGAAGACGCCAGCGACCCGGACGGCGAGCGCGCGGGAAUCCCAGUCGCGGCAUCCGCAGCGGGCGAAGACGGCCAGGACGCAGGGUUCGUCGGCGAGAAGAGUGAGUCGCCUGCAACGAAGAAGUGGGUUCCGCCGAGUCUGCGCGGAAAACGCGCUGUGGGAGGCGGCGCUGGAGCCCGCAUCAACUUUGACGACGACCAGGAUCUCGCGACUGCUGCGCAGCUCGGCUUUUAUUCGGGCAAGGGCGCGGCCAAGAAGAAGGCUGUGAGCCCCGCGCAGCCGCCCAAGGAGGCGAAGAAGGAGAAGGAAAAGAAGAGCGCAGAAGAGAAGAACACUCUCGAGGACCUACCAGCCGUCCCCGAGUUUGAUGUGUGGAAGUACGUGAAGGUUGAGGGCGUCCUUGCAGGCUCGAAAGCCCCGCAAAACGACGAAGCUGUCCGCGCAAAAUACCUCAACAGAAAGAGACUUGCGCAGCGCUCCGCGUAG